GGAUGGAGGAGACCUUCAGGAAACACCGGCUCUAAUAUGGAUCGCGGGGGAUGCGUUUGCACGGGAAGGGGGGGAUACAUGAUGCACUUAUAUAUAUAUAUUCACACAAAAACAAAUUUGUUGUCGCACGAGCACGGGUUAUUGUGUGUGUAUAUGUGUAGUGUGUUUGUAUGUAUAUGUGUGUGUGUGUAUACUGUAUUUGUAGCUGGCCAGGUGCAUCAUUACAGCCGUGUCAGAUACACACAGCGGGUUCUUCCAUGUUUUCCGCUGCAGUUCUCCCGGCCAGGGCCCUGCUCGUGUUUCACGAGCUGUAUUUUCUCCGCGAGCUCACUGCAGCUGUAGCUAUGCUUGUUAGCAUCCGUGCUAGCGCGCGAGCUACACCGAAAUACGCUCUCUCGGUUACACCGACAUCUGAGGCAGCAGCUCGCGCAGUGCAUUGUUCAAACCCUGCAGCCUGUCCUCAAUAUGAACUCUGAAUCUAUUUCCUCAAUUCCUGAUUCGUCUAGCUUCCAUAAAACUCGCCUUGUUAUUGCACGACUAUCUGAAGCAUGUCUAUAUUGUAUAUUAUACACCCUCAAUAUAUAGCUAGUGCUCGUUCAGGCAGUGUAAUCAUUUGUAGCUCGUGCUGGCCUUCAGUUGGUUGGUGUGUGUGUGUGUGUGCGCGCGCGCGUUACAUCUUUACAGGUGCCUGUUUUGAAAUCUAUCUGCUGCUACAACACACAUGCUACUGUUGCUAGCCUCAUUAAAAGCCACUCUGACACAUUAAAUAUGUUUCUGUGAAAUAAUUUAUGGUGUGUUUAUCAGUUCUGGUGUUGGUUGACGUGGUGUAUUUCUUAUUGUUAUUCCUGUGAGAAGAUCAUGGUGUUGUGUCGUCAUGGGGGACACUGCUAAAGCAAAUGCAGUGCUGUUUAAUAGGGAACAAUAAAUUCCCUAGUCUCAAACAUGAGGAGUGAUAACGGUCAUGGUUUCGAUCAUGAUUACCUUUUAAAAACAACACAGCAAGAGCUGCCUUUCUCAUUUAUCGUUUUCCAUAUGUCUUAUUAGUGGAAAAUGCAUUGGAGACAGCAAACGUUGAAAUAAUGUUAAGAUCUUGCCCUGGUCCAAAUUUAGUUCUUAUUGUACCAAAUUUUGACCAGUGUGUCACCGUGGCUUUAUGGUUAGCUGCCCUGCAUCUUCAGAAUCCGGGUCCGAUUUCCGCUUCUUGUCUGUGUACAUGUUCUCCCAGUGCUUGGUGGGUUUCCUCUCAUAGUCCAUAGACAUGCAGGUUAGGCUAAUUGGCGUUCCCAAAUUGCCUGCUGCAUGCGUGUGUGUGUGGGGCCUGCGAUGGAUUGGCACUGCUUUCAGGGUAUACCCUGCCUUAUCCCCCAAGUCUCGUGAGCUAGGCUUCAGGCCCUUUGUAACCCUGUACACAGGAUAAAGCUGUAUUGACAAUGAGUGAGUAAGUAAGUAAUGACCAGCAUAAUGAGAAAUUUGGUGGACGAGCAAAUCACUGGAGCUUUAAAUUAAACAAUGUCACAUGAACGGGAGUGCCAUUGUGCAUGAAUUUGCACCUGCAACUAAUGAACUGUGACUGGCCGAGCUUGCAACCAACAGUUAGUGUGACAGUUGUAUAGCCAAAAGAUAUGGAAUAUCAAACAGAUGAUUAAGCUGACUCAAGAGCACAUAGAAGCACUUCUGGACAAGUUUGGUGGUGAACACAACCCUCCAUCCAUAUACCUGGAGGCUUAUGAAGAGUACACCAGUAAACUUGACGCUUUACAGCAGAGGGAACAGCAGCUGCUGGAGGCCAUAGGGAAUGGCACAGAGUUCUGCUCCUCCCCCACUCCAGCACCACUGGAGGUCAGGUUGGGUGUGACCCAGAGCGCUGCUGCUGCCCCCAACACCUUGGCAGUGUUGCAGGCCCCAACUGAUGCCACCCGCGCUAACCCACGGUCACCCCAGAAACCCAUUGUCAGAGUCUUUCUGCCUAAUAAACAGAGGACGGUGGUUCCAGCACGUUGUGGGAUGACUGUAAGGGACUCAUUAAAGAAGGCUCUGAUGAUGCGAGGUUUGAUUCCAGAAUGCUGCGCUGUCUACAGGAUUCAAGAUGGAGAGAAGAGGCCCAUUGGCUGGGAUACAGACAUUUCUUGGUUAACCGGGGAAGAGCUUCACGUAGAGGUUUUAGAGAAUGUUCCCCUGACAACCCAUAAUUUUGUAAGGAAGACCUUCUUCACGUUGGCCUUCUGCGAUUUCUGCCGGAAGCUGCUUUUCCAGGGCUUCCGCUGCCAGACAUGUGGCUACAAAUUCCACCAGCGCUGCAGCACUGAGGUGCCCCUCAUGUGUGUCAACUACGACCAGCUUGAUUUAUUAUUGACCUCCAAGUUUCUGAUACACCACCCCAUGACCCAGGAGGAGGUGUCUUCAGAGGGCACCACCCCUGUGUCAGAGGUGUGUCCAUCUAUCCCACCAUCUGACUCCAUGGGGUCGCUGUGCCAUCCGACCGUGUCCCCGUCCAAAUCCAUCCCCAUCCCUCAAAGUUUCCGGCCAGGGGAGGAAGACCACCGCAAUCAGUUUGGCCAGAGAGACCGCUCUUCCUCAGCCCCCAACGUCCAUAUCAACACGAUCGAGCCAGUCAACAUUGAUGACUUGAUUCGUGAUCAAGGUUUACAGAGGUCGGAUGGAGGCUCCACCACUGGACUCUCGGCCACACCCCCUGCCUCCCUACCCGGUUCCCUGACUAAUGUGAAGGUGCCACAGAAGUCGCCGUGCCAACAGCGGGAACGCAAGUCGUCAUCCUCGUCUGAGGACCGCAAUAAAAUGAAAACACUGGGCCGACGGGACUCCAGUGAUGACUGGGAGAUUCCAGAGGGGCAGAUCACGCUGGGCCAGAGGAUAGGAUCGGGAUCUUUUGGAACUGUCUACAAGGGAAAGUGGCAUGGUGACGUGGCAGUCAAGAUGUUGAAUGUCACUGCUCCCACUCCUCAACAACUGCAGGCAUUUAAGAAUGAAGUAGGGGUCCUCAGGAAAACUCGACAUGUCAAUAUUCUUCUCUUCAUGGGCUACACCACCAAGCCACAGCUGGCUAUUGUGACUCAGUGGUGCGAAGGCUCCAGCCUCUACCACCACUUGCACAUAAUCGAGACCAAGUUUGAGAUGAUCAAACUAAUCGACAUCGCCCGCCAGACGGCCCAGGGCAUGGACUAUCUACAUGCCAAGUCCAUCAUUCACAGAGACCUAAAGAGCAACAAUAUCUUCUUGCAUGAAGAUCUGACGGUUAAGAUUGGUGAUUUCGGUCUGGCUACAGUGAAAUCACGCUGGAGUGGAUCGCACCAGUUUGAGCAGCUGUCAGGCUCAAUCCUGUGGAUGGCUCCUGAAGUAAUUCGACUACAGGACAAGAACCCGUACAGCUUUCAGUCAGACGUCUACGCUUUCGGUAUCGUCCUGUAUGAGCUGAUGUCAGGGGCGUUGCCUUACUCCAACAUUAACAACAGAGACCAGAUCAUCUUCAUGGUGGGCCGAGGUUAUCUCUCCCCUGAUCUGAGUAAAGUGCGCAGCAACUGCCCCAAGGCCAUGAAGAGACUCAUGGCUGACUGCUUAAAAAAGAAGCGAGAGGAGCGACCUCUGUUCCCUCAGAUCCUAGCCUCUAUUGAGUUGUUGGCACGCUCACUACCCAAAAUCCACCGCAGCGCCUCAGAACCGUCCCUCAACCGAGCUGGCUUCCAGACAGAAGACUUCAGUCUCUACGCCUGUGCCUCGCCAAAAACACCUAUUCAGGCUGGAGGCUAUGGGGAGUUUUCAGCCUUUAAGUAGUGCUGCUGCAGACGUAAACACGCAUCCCUGGUCACUUUUUCAGAUGUCUUGUAUUCCUACAGUGGGUUCAUCUUUAAAACUGAAAACAUCUAAUUUUGAAGAAUGUGCUGUUUUUCCUUCCUCUUAACCCGAAAGCAAUGGUAUUGACGGAAUCACUAUUUUAAAAACGAGUAAAAAAAUAAAAAAAACAAUAAAACAAUGAAAAAGCCUCAGCUGAGCAUCAUGGCUGAAUAAAAAAUAAUAAUAAUCACCACAACUUAAAAAUCCAAACGACACGGAUUUGCAGAAACAUGAGGAUGACCACUGGAUAAAAAAAAAAAUAAAUAAAUAAAAAAAAAAGACAAAUGAAGGAAUUUGAUUGAAGUCUUGCUAUGAAAGCAGGGACCUUAAUGACGCCCCGUCCACCCCUCACUUUCUUACAAAUUGGCACUGGCCAAUCAAAGUGCAGGACAAACACUUUGACCUUAGGUGUGAUUCUGUAUAAGAGAGUGCCCCGCCCCGACCUGCACCGCCUUGCUCACUGUUCACUGGGAGACAUGAUGAAGGGUCCAAGUUGAAGCCAGACGACAUGAAUGGUGUUCAGUUUAGAGACAUCCAGGACAUUCCCUCAAGUUAAUUUGUCAAAGGACAGACACUUCUUCUGACUCUCUUCAGAAUGAUCAGAUGUAGUCCAAACAAAUAUUCUGUUUAAUACGACAAGCUUAUUUUAGAUAAAUGAAGCAUAUUUAAUAAUAAAGCUUACCCCACCCCCACACCCCCGUUCAUACCCGGUUUGUGCGAGCUAAUAGAAAGGAACUCGGCCUCAUCAGAACCUGGAACAUUUACUUAAAGAGCUGUCUCACUUUUUUUUUCGGGGAAUUAAGGGACCUGUAUGAAGAAGACUGUUGAUCUAGGAUCAGUUUACGGAUAGCGGUUGCUGAUUCUCCAUCAGCAUGUUUAGUUGCACACUGUAGAUCUUUCGCGUCGUGUCUGAAGCGUAUGUCUUUGCUGCUGCUACACUCACUGUGAGGUGGCCGUGUGAAAUGUUGCACUCGCAGACGUCCCCGGGCGAAACCUACGUACGCUUCGUCUUUUCUUCCCGGCUUUGACUUCAGACUUCGAUGGAGACAGGCCAUCCUUGGAGACUAAACAUGUGAAAUUUGAUACGUCUUCAUUCCAGUGUGUUUGUUGUUAAAAACGGUUAUUUUUUAUGUCGUUUCGUUCGUUUCCAUGGACAGGCAGGCCUGCAGAUGUAGAUUUAUUUAUGUAGCUUUAAUUUUAUUGUGUGUUUGUGUGUGAGAGAGAGAGAUUUUUUUUUUUCUCUUCACCCCGCUGAGAGGGUUAUUUUUAAGUGUUUGUUUUCUGUGAUUGCGUAAAUGGAUGAUAAGCUGUGUGUCCUUUGCACUUUUCUAAAGCAGAUUGAUGCAAACAAGCAAUUUGCCUUUCUAUGGACAGAACAUUUUGUCAGAGUGUUUAAAGCAUGACUUUAAAAAAAAAAAAAAGAAAAAGAAAAAAAAAGCCACAAUCACAACAAGAUUUAAAAUUUGCUACACAUUGAGAUAUGGCCAAAGGGGUAAAGCUAAAUAAAAAAAUUGAUAAAUAAAAAAAAUAAUUUUUGACGGCCUGCCCUAGUGAUGCACGAGACUACUUGUGUCUCAGUUAAAGCUCCAGCUCCAGUUCAGUGAUCGUCACACUGAGUGUUUGAAGGCUACAGUUACCCUUGCAAUCUGUUACAAUGAAGAUGCAUAUAAGGACUUGUACCUAAUGGCCUAUUUCUAUUUUGAAGGAUUGUAUUGUAUGUUUGUUUGUUUUUUCUUUCGAUCUUUCUUUUUAUUUCACUUUUUCUUUUUUCUUUGCCUUGUACUCUGUAAAGUCAUUAAGCCGAAAGCAUCCACGAUGAUGUUUAGGUUCUGUUGGAUAUGACCUGAUACGUUUUCAGAUGUUUAAACGGACUUAUUCUUGCCCACAUGCCGUGGACCGUGGUCAGUCCUCAUUUUACUCGGCAUACAAAAAGCGGCAAGUUUUUAAGAGUGCUGUAUUUAUUUUCGGGAGUUCCUUGUUUUAUACGAGAAUGUUACAAAACGGCUUUUCUUUCACAUGAUUGCUUUCAUUGUGGCACACUUGGAACUUUCCCCCCCCCCCCUGUUUAGGGCCUGCUAAAACUGAAUUCCUCCUCCCACAUCUCUCCUUCCCCAUCCUGGUUCGUUUCUUAGUUUGACUUCCUCGUAUCUCAUUUCCUUCCUUUGCCUUGCCUGCACCUUAAAGCCGUAGUAUAAACCAAUUCAACCGAGAACCAUCGUAGAAGCUUUUGGGAGACUCUUUUCACUUGUAAAUAGCUGUACAAAGAAAAUACUGUCUGUUUGCUAGGAGGCAUGGAGUUAAACAACAAAAAUGAGUUAUACAAUGUUUCCAAUGAAGAAAUAAAGGUUAAGAAAAAGAGAUUUUGAUAGAUGAAAUUCUGAAGAAAAAAAAUCUGUGUAAAAAUAUUUAAGACUGUAUAAUAUAAAAGGAGAAAGAGCUUAAUGUAUUUGUUGUGAAUAUGAAAAACUGAUAUAUUAAAGAAGUGCAUGAAAA
This is a messenger RNA of Clarias gariepinus (North African catfish), 6342 nucleotides long. RefSeq names its product B-Raf proto-oncogene, serine/threonine kinase (gene braf). NCBI's taxonomy places the organism in Eukaryota, Metazoa, Chordata, Actinopteri, Siluriformes, Clariidae. The record is from RefSeq and is a predicted model, not a curated record. Gene Ontology annotation, biological process: signal transduction; protein phosphorylation. The transcript is spliced from 19 exons. Gene Ontology annotation, molecular function: protein kinase activity; ATP binding. Gene Ontology annotation, cellular component: plasma membrane; cytosol; mitochondrion. The coding region runs from base 1639 to 3789 and encodes 716 amino acids.